AUGAGGAUCGAUGAGACAGUCAAGGCCAUACUUUUUCACGACAUUGAGUCGAACCAGGACGCUAGUUGCGACGAUCUCGUUCGCGACAUUCGCCCUGAGCUCUACGCUGACUUGGUGUCUCCCAUUCGCAAUCGAUUCCACUACCUGAAGCGUCUCAAGAAGAACAACCCAUUGGAGUACAUCGAUCAAGCUGCAAAAGCUCGGAAGAUCUACAAGAAUAUUCCAGACGGUCAGUGGACAAAGCAAUUGCCCAAGGACGCGACAGAAGACGCAGCUAUUACUGUCCCUGCACCCACGGAAUCCAGCAGCAAGCAAGCUGAAGACCCUCCAUACAGUCCCAGCAAUUUGGAAUCAACUUGGACAUCCCCAAGAAGAGCGACGAGAUCCUCUACGAAGAAAGCUGCUGUUACUCCAACAGACCCACCCCCAGCAGCUCCCAUCCCAGUGACAAGCGCUUCCACACCCAGCAUUGUUGAGCCAGAGCCAAGUGUCACACCAGGAUUGCCACCACGACCACCCUCAAACAAGAAAAAGAACAAGAUGACUGGCACCCCCAAGAAAAGCAAUGCCACCAAGGCGACUACUACCCCUUCAAGGAAGAUCCGUAUCUUUGCGGAUAUCAACGAGGCCAAAGAGUCUGUUGAUCACCCCAUCGACGUCGACACUGACUUUCCGGAGAGCCAUGGUCAUGGCAUCUUUGUGCUUGAAAUCCCCGAUGCGAUUCAGUCCAACACUAGCUUUGGAACCUAUGUCUCGGACGAGAUCAAGUUUGUCCUUGAGCAUUUGGUUGAUAUUACCGAUUACAACAAGAUCGACGCUCAACUUGUCUUGAAUGGCACUGCUUUGUUGAUCAACAAACCGUCUGUUUCGAGUUUCUUCAUCCACAAAUACCUAAAGCUUCUCUCUCUUGAGGCCGAGCACUGCCAAAGGACGGAGGAUGAGUUCAAGUUUUGGCUCACGGCUGUUACCCAAGACGAAUCACGUCAAGUUCAGAGCUUGCUCUUUGUCUUCCCUGAAGGGACUGUUUGCACCACGGACUUUGCAAGUGCUGAGCCGUCUGCUCCCAAGUCUGAUAUGCCUGUUAAGCUUCUUCUUCGUGAGCUCGACACUGUGAUUGACAUUGAAGGCUCUCAGAUUCAGCAGAUCUUUUACCCUGGUUACUUUCGCUUGCGUGUUAUCCCAGAGACCUCGAAGAUGGCGGAUGCAAUCGAGGCCCCAGCCAAGUCUCUUGCGAGUGCCUUUGAAGGGAUGUGUCACAUUACGAAUCAAACUAGCCAGCCCAGCCCACGUCCUCAGCCGCCGAUUCCUCAGCCACCGAUUCCUCAGCUGUCGAUUGGACUUCCACAAGCUGUUGUUUCCAACAGCUUGUCGAUCAUAGCUCCACCUCAAGUCGUUGCCUCCAACAGUCUGUCGAUAGCUGCUGUACAAAGCAAUGCGAUGGUCGCAAGCAGUGGCCUCUGCUUGGCUGACAGGUUGGCCGCAGCUGCUGUUGCUCAGAAGGCGAAAAGCAAGAGCUUAACAGUCCGUGGACGAUCUCUCUUUGGCCCGAGCGGACAACCACCAGCCCUGGUGCUACCCAAGGAAGAACCAAAGCCGAGAGGCCCCAGGACACUCAACCUUUCUGAUCUUCCUACCUACCCCGCAGCUCCUGGUGGCAACAGCAAUAUGGAAGUCGAUGACGUCUUCUCCACCCCAGCAUCCACUCCCACGGUCUUGCCUCAGUUUCAAGCAAAUUUGAACCACGAUCCCAAUGCUGCAGAGCAGAAGCGCAUUUAUGCUGACAGGAAGAAGGAUGGCUUCAAACCAACUCUUGACAAUGGUUUGCUGUCUGAUGCUAGGAUUGAACAAAGGAAGAGCAAGUCCUCCCUCAAGAGGCAGGUUGCUCUUGACAGGCGCAGGAAGAAAGCAGAGCUCCAGGCUAGAUUGGCUGAGGCCAGGAUUGCUCAGGAGCAGCAAGAGCAGGAGCAGCAGGAUCUCACCAGUGCGAGCAGCUCGGAAGAUAGUCUGGGAACUAUCGCAACGACGGAUACCCUGUCUCAUAUUACUCAAAUUGAAGGAGAUUUGAAGACGGAAGUUGAAGACGGUUUUAAAAAGAUCUAUACUGGAGACUACAACUAA
Messenger RNA from Seminavis robusta, 2118 nucleotides. NCBI's taxonomy places the organism in Eukaryota, Bacillariophyta, Bacillariophyceae, Naviculales, Naviculaceae. The record is from the annotation of a GenBank genome assembly.